CAGUUCUAUAAAGUCCAGCCCAGCCCCUUUACCCAUUCUUCUUCCUCGGAGGCGCGGCACAUUCCUCUCAUCUCUCGUUCGGAGAAUCCAACCUAGUCAGGCGUUCUUUUAAAUUGAAGUGGUAUCCAAGAUGAAUCACUUUAACCUUCAGCAGAUCGCCUUUGCUGCCGGUGAAGAGAUGAGGGGCUCUGCUUCCAUCGCUGAUAGGAAGGAGCCUGUUGUGUGCCCGAGACCUCGGCGUGUCAGCUUGUUGAGUAACAGUCAGGGGAGGCCGUUUAGAUGGCACACAAGUCACGCCGAGGUAUGUGACGUGAAGGCUGGGUCAGAACUUCUGGACAUCAUUCUCAUGAAGGAGGGCUAUGGUGCAGAACCGUCCACACCCCAGGUAGCCUCAUCACCUCCUGGAUUUUUUUGUGGGUCACCUCCGAGCAGGGCUGCAAACCCAUUAACCCAAGAUGUCCGGUUUGGAGAUGAGAGGCUUACUCAUUUGUCUAUGUUGCCGAUCCCACCAAGCCCAUCUCCAUCCGGUUUAGCGUCUCCAUCAUCAUCAGCACGCAAGGGAGGAUGUGUGAGGAUGAAAGUUGGCUUUAAACCCGCAGCAGUUAGAGUGGAAGGGUUUGACUGCAUGAACAGGGAUCGCCAAAAUUCCAGCAUCCCUGCUGUGGCUUAGAACCCAAACUGAAAGUGUAUAUAGAAGGAAGCUAAAUGCCUCCAAAGUCCACAAACAACAUACGAAACCAAGAAGAGGGAAUUUUGAACUUUUUCCAAGGAGUAUUAAGGGAAGGGAGUUCUCCUAGCAAUGUAUAUAUAACAUGAUCCUAUCACUGUUCUCGUGCACCACUGAUCUCUGUAUCCUGUAAGUAAGUAGUUUAAUUGAAGAAAUGAGAGUUUGGAGAGCUUGGUUCAUUUGUAAUAUUAGUAGUAAGAGGAGAGCCCCUUGAUUUCAUUUUGUAAUUGCACUCAGAAAAUCUGUAUAGAACCGGUUAGUGCUCUAACUUUUGCCAUUCGCAUUGUACAUACACUUCGGUAAUUGAUCAUACUAUGUCUUAAGUUGUAAAUUUUAGCUUUCCUUUGCC
Molecule: messenger RNA, 1076 nt
Organism: Vitis riparia (riverbank grape)
Lineage: Eukaryota; Viridiplantae; Streptophyta; Magnoliopsida; Vitales; Vitaceae
Exons: 4
Coding region: 131-670 (179 amino acids)
Source: RefSeq, a predicted model, not a curated record